Molecule: messenger RNA, 1810 nt
Organism: Diabrotica balteata
Lineage: Eukaryota; Metazoa; Arthropoda; Insecta; Coleoptera; Chrysomelidae
Source: the annotation of a GenBank genome assembly
AAAUAUAAAUACCUUAAAUACCAGUGUAAUGAUCGGAAACAAUACUUAAUAACGAGACUUCAAAAUGCUUUCAGUAGAUUUAAAAUGAAUCUAUUUGGCAAAACGUUGUCAAUAGUUUUAAAAAACGUUUCGGUUAUUCAAAAAACAGCUCCGAAAAAUGCAUCUUUUUACUUUACAUUAAGAAACACUAGCUCACAAAUCAUCGACGGCAAAAAAGUUGCCGAAGAAAUUCAGAAGGAGUUGAAGAGAGAUAUCGACACAUGGGUAAGCGAAGGACACCGAGCUCCAUCUUUGACUGCCAUUUUGGUAGGUGAGGACCCGGCUAGCAAGAAAUAUGUUCGGAAUAAGAUGACUGCUGCUAAAAAAGUUGGUAUUACUAGUAAAACUUUAAAAUUAUCGAAGGACUUAACGGAAGAAGAACUGAUCAAUAAAAUAAAUGAACUUAAUGAAGACCCUUUGGUGGACGGUAUUCUAGUACAGCUUCCCGUCCCCGAACACAUUUCGGAAAAAAACGUAUGCAAUGCCGUAGACCCUAAAAAAGAUGUCGAUGGAUUCCACAUUACUAACAUGGGUCGCCUGGCUCUCAAUCUAGAUACUCUGGUGCCGUGUACCGCUUUGGGUGUCAUUGAACUCAUCAAAAGAUCCCAAAUUGAUACCUUCGGCAAGAACGUGGUAGUUUGUGGUAGAUCGAAAAACGUGGGUCUUCCGAUCGCGUUACUUCUUCAUUCUGACGCUAGAAACGAAUGUCCAGGUCAUGAAGCUACUGUAACCUUGUGUCACAGACACACCCCUCCGGAAGAAUUGGAAUUUUUUGUAAAGCGAGCUGACAUUGUGAUAAGUGCCACUGGUGUAGUUAACUUGAUCAAACCAGAUAUGAUCAAGCCUGGAGCAUGCAUUAUAGAUGUUGGUAUUACAAGGAUACCAACCGAAGAUGGCAAGGACAAAAUUGUAGGAGAUGUUGAUUUUGAAGGUUGUUCUGAUGUUGCAGGUUACAUCACUCCUGUCCCUGGUGGAGUGGGACCAAUGACUGUAGCAAUGCUAAUGUCAAAUACCUUUAAAGCUGCCCAACUUUUGGUAGAAGAGGCUGUUAAGGUUGUGAAAGCCAAUGGGCACUAAAUGUAAUGUUAAAUGAAAACAAAAAAGCAUGUUAGGCUUUAAAAAUAUUUUUCAAAUUUAAAUUUGUAGAAUAUUGUGAGUUUGAUUCUUGAUAUAACAAACAUGCAGUCUUUAUACUCUACUAUUCUAAAAAAUAAUCUUUAAUGUAUAAUUUUACAUUGCUGUACCUCAUUUUUACGUUAAACAUAUGAUGUUUAUACUUUUUAUGUGAUUUGCCAAAAUUUGAUAAUGUAUGUUGUAGUGUGUAAUCUGUAUUGUACAAAGAGAGUGAUAUGACAAACUGAUGUACUUAGAAAUAUAUUUGAAACACUUUCAAAAAUCUAAAAGUCUAAUAAAACAACAUCAACCUUAAUAAUGACAGAAAUUAUGGUCCAGUUUUUAAACAAGAUUUUUAACAGAUAAAAUACAUACUAGAUUGAUCAUUCUUUAAUAAUAUAUUGAAGCAUUUUAAGUUUUUAUAUUCAUAUUUGAUAAACUGGAAAUUUUAUUAGGCCAACACAUGCUUUAUAUUUGUUUGUUUUGCCUUAAACAUUUGGGUUUGUGGUUAUUUUUAUAGUGUUUUAUUCUGACAUUGUUAAAUAUUGAUUACCAGUGUAAUUAAUUGCACAGUAUUAUAAUUUAUGAUUUUUUAGUAGUUCCCCCAUUUACAAUUAUUCAAUUAAAAUUAUAUUUUAUAAAUAUAUUGUUAAAUUAC